CGCCGCUCCCGCCCGGCGGCCGCCGCCGGUCGGAAACAGUCCGUGUGUAAACUCGACGUGUCCGGAAAGGUGCGCGGCGCUCCCCGCCUCGCUCCGAGCCCGGCCGCGGGGCGCGCCCGCCGAGCGCGAUGCUGGACCCUUCCUCCAGCGAGGAGGAGUCCGAUGAGCUGCUGGAAGAGGAGCGGCGGGACGUGCUGGUGGCGGCGGGCGGCGGCUCGCCGCGCUCGCUGCCGCCGCCGCCCCGGGACUCGCGGGGCAGGGAGGCCGGGGCGGCACGGGCAGCCAGCCCCAGCCCCUCGGUGCUGAGCGAGGGCCGGGAGGAGCAGGAGCGCCUGCAGCGAGAGGAGCGGGAGAAGCGGCUCCGGCUGCAGCUCUACGUGUUCAUCGCGAGGUGCAUCGCGCACCCCUUCAACGCCAGGCAGCCCACGGACAUGGCCCGCCGGCAGCAGAAGCUCAACAAGCAGCAGCUGCAGGUACUGAAGGAACGUUUCCAGGCCUUUUUGAAUGGGGAGACGCAAAUUGUAGCAGAUGAAGCGUUUUGCAAUGCUGUGCGAAGUUACUAUGAGGUAUUUCUCAAGAGUGACCGGGUUGCAAGAAUGGUCCACAGCGGAGGAUGUUCUGCAAGUGACUUUAGAGAUGUUUUUAAGAAAAACAUAGAGAAGAGAGUCCGAAGUCUGCCAGAAAUUGAUGGAUUAAGCAAAGAGACAGUGUUAAGUUCUUGGCUAGCCAAAUACGAUGCCAUAUACAGGGGAGAAGAGGACUUCUGCAAACAGCCAAAUAGAAUGGCCAUAAGUGCUGUAUCAGAGCUGAUUCUGAGCAAGGAACAGCUUUAUGAAAUGUUUCAGCAGAUUCUAGGGAUCAAAAAAUUGGAACACCAGUUGAUUUAUAAUGCCUGCCAAUUGGAUUUUUGUUCUCUAUCCAAGUUGGAUAAUGGAGAUGAGCAAGCAGCCCAGAUAAGACGUGAACUAGAUGGACGACUACAACUGGCAGAACAAAUGGCAAGGGAAAGAAAAUUCCCAAAAUUUGUAGCAAGGGAAAUGGAGAACAUGUACAUAGAAGAGUUGCGGUCUUCGGUGAAUUUGCUGAUGGCAAAUUUGGAAAGUCUGCCAGUGUCUAAAGGUGGGCCAGAAUUCAAACUGCAGAAGCUAAAGCGAUCACAAAAUUCUGCAUUCUUGGACAUAGGAGAUGAAAAUGAAGUUCAGCUGUCAAAGUCUGAUGUGGUUCUCUCCUUCACGUUAGAGAUUGUUAUAAUGGAGGUACAAGGUUUAAAAUCAGUCGCUCCCAAUCGGAUUGUCUACUGCACCAUGGAAGUGGAAGGGGGCGAGAAGCUUCAGACAGACCAAGCGGAAGCUUCCAGGCCACAAUGGGGAACCCAAGGGGAUUUCACCACUACUCAUCCUCGGCCUGUUGUCAAAGUAAAACUCUUUACAGAAAGCACCGGGGUGCUGGCACUUGAAGAUAAAGAACUGGGAAGAGUAGUGUUAUAUCCAACGUCCAAUAGCCCAAAGUCCCCUGAUCUGCAUAAAAUGAUAGUUCCCAAAAACAGUCAGGACAGUGACCUGAAAAUUAAACUGGCGGUGAGAAUGGAUAAACCACCUCACAUGAAGCACUGUGGGUAUUUGUAUGCUCUAGGACAGAAGGUUUGGAAGCGGUGGAAAAAACGCUACUUUGUGCUUGUUCAGGUUAGCCAAUACACAUUUGCAAUGUGCAGUUACAGAGAAAAGAAGUCUGAGCCUCAGGAACUGAUGCAACUGGAAGGAUACACGGUGGAUUACACAGCUCCUCACACAGGUCUUCAGGGUGGUCGAAUGUUUUUCAAUGCUGUUAAAGAAGGCGAUACCGUGAUAUUUGCCAGUGAUGAUGAGCAGGAUAGAAUACUCUGGGUUCAAGCUAUGUACAGAGCCACAGGUCAAUCUUACAAGCCUGUUCCUGCAAGUCAAGCUCAGAAGAUGAAUCUUAAAGGAGGCAAUGCCAACACAGAUAUAGCCCCACUUUCUAGCAAAGAUACAGACCGUGGCCAGAAACAUGGCAUGGAUGAGUUUAUUUCUGCUAAUCCCUGCAAAUUUGACCAUGCUUCCCUCUUUAGACUGCUUCAGAGACAGACCUUGGAUCACAGAUUGAAUGACUCCUAUUCUUGUUUGGGCUGGUUUAGCCCAGGUCAGGUCUUCGUAUUAGAUGAAUACUGUGCUCGCUACGGAGUGAGAGGCUGUCACCGCCAUCUCUGCUAUCUCGAUGAACUGAUUGAAUAUUCAGAAAAUGGUUCUGUCAUUGAUCCAACCUUGCUCCACUACAGCUUUGCAUUUUGUGCUUCUCAUGUUCAUGGUAACAGGCCCGAUGGAAUUGGAACAGUAUCUGUGGAAGAGAAGGAAAGGUUUGAGGAAAUUAAGGACAGACUUUCCUCCCUUUUAGAAAACCAAAUAAGCCAUUUCAGAUACUGUUUCCCUUUUGGACGUCCUGAAGGAGCUUUGAAAGCCACACUUUCAUUACUUGAAAGGGUUUUAAUGAAAGAUAUUGCCACUCCCAUACCAGCAGAAGAGGUGAAGAAAGUGGUUAGAAAAUGUCUGGAGAAGGCUGCCUUGAUCAAUUACACUCGACUUACAGAAUAUGCCAAAAUAGAAGCAACAGCAGAAAAGGACUCAGAGACCAUGAAUCAAGCAACACCUGCUAGAAAACUGGAAGAGGUUCUUCACCUUGCAGAACUCUGUAUCGAAGUAUUGCAGCAAAAUGAAGAGCAUCAUUCAGAGGGAAGAGAGGCAUUUGCUUGGUGGCCAGAAUUGUUGGCUGAGCAUGCAGAGAAGUUUUUGUCUCUGUAUUCUGUUGAUAUGGAUUCAGCACUUCAGGCACAGCCACAGGACUCCUGGGACAGCUUCCCACUUUUCCAGCUGCUGAAUAAUGCCCUCAGAAAUGACACACUUUUGUGCAAUGGAAAGUUUCACAAGCACUUGCAAGAAAUUUUUGUUCCCAUGGUCGUCCGCUACAUUGAUCUCAUGGAAUCAUCAAUUGCUCAGUCCAUUCACAGAGGUCUUGAGCAAGAGUCAUGGCAACCUGUCAAGAGCAUCACCAACAGUCUUCCUAAUGUAGCUCUUCCAAAAGUUCCAAGUUUGCCUCUUAAUCUUCCACAAAUACCUAGCUUUACUACACCAACCUGGAUGACUUCUUUGUAUGACUCCACCAAUGGAUCAGCUACAUCCGAAGAUCUUUUCUGGAAACUGGAUGCUCUGCAGAUGUUUGUUUUUGAUCUUCACUGGCCAGAACCAGAAUUUGCCCACCAUUUAGAGCAGAGACUUAAACUCAUGGCCACUGACAUGAUAGAAGCCUGCGUUAAAAGAACAAGAAUUGCAUUUGAAGUGAAGCUGCAAAAGAUAAACAAAUCAACAGACUUGCGUAUCCCUUCUUCUCUGUGUACAAUGUUUAACGUCUUAGUUGACGCCAAAAAGCAGACAGCUAAACUCUGCAUACUGGAUGCGGGGCAAGAGUUUGCUAGUCAAUGGCAACAAUACCAUUCAAAAAUAGAUGACUUGAUUGAAGAAACUGUUAAAGAAAUUAUUUCACUUCUUGUUUCAAAGGUUGUUUCAGUGUUAGAAGGUGUGCUGUCUAAAUUGUCAAGAUAUGAUGAAGGUACUUUCUUCUCAUCAUUAGUUUCGUUCACUGUAAAAGCAGCUGCCAAAUAUGUUGAUGUUCCGAAACCAGGAAUGGAUCUAGCAGACACCUACAUUAUGUUUGUUCGGCAAAACCAGGAUAUCCUUCGAGAAAAGGUCAAUGAGGAAAUGUACAUAGAGAAGUUAUUUGAUCAAUGGUAUAGCAACUCCAUGAAAGUCAUAUGUAUGUGGUUGGCUGAUAGAUUAGAUGUUCAGCUUCACAUCUACCAGCUGAAGACUCUCAUCAAGAUAGUGAAGAAAACCUACCGAGACUUCAGGUUGCAAGGAGUGCUGGAGGGGACGCUGAACAGCAAAACCUACGACACCGUGCACAGCCGUCUGACCGUGGAGGAAGCCACAGUCUCAGUCACUGAUGCGGGAGGACUUCAGGGCAUUACAAUGAAAGACAGUGAUGAGGAGGAAGGAUGAUUUUAUUCCACAAAGCGUUCAGAGAUGGGGGGUGAUGGUCUGAGGGUGGGGUUUAUCUUUGCCUUGGGGUUUUUUGGAAACUUGUCCUUGUUAAUGCAUUUAUAGUUUUGCCUUAUGAUAUCGAUGCAGAAAUAUAAUUUGCUCCAUUAAAAAAGAAAGUAAGAUUAUCAGAGGAAAAGUGCCAAGGACUUUUUGAGAAUAAUGGUUGUAGCAUAUUUUUAUGUAUAGCUUUGCUUAGGGCUGCAAGAACACUGGCAUGGAGUUUGAGUUUCACUUGUGAUUAUGUUUCUUUCCCUUUUGUUUGCUACCAUUCGUUCUUUUAUCUCCAUCUGAUAUUGAUGUCCUGUGCAGAAACAAGAUGUGUGUCUCACUUAAAAUACAGCUAUACAGGAAACCAUUCUUGGAAUGAGUCAAUGCCCUAGGUAAAAAAAUAGUGUAUUUUCAGGAUUACAAUUUGUUUACCUUUUUUUGUGCUUAAUUUUGCAUUACUAUGUGAUGUGCAUUAAAAAUUUUUAUCUUGGUUCUUUGUAUAUUGAGGUUGGUAUGUAAGUACAAAGAACUUCAAGGACAGUCAAACACAAACUGCUUAGGAGUGUUAUGUCUAUUCAUUUUGCAAAUUUAAAGAUAUCUCAUCCUGUUGGAUGUCAGUAAGCUUGCCAUCUAUGUUUGUAUUUCUGUGAAAAUUUUCAGGCAAUAAGAACACAUUUUGUCGUGGCCAUUUACGUAUCUACCCAAGUUUGUAUAGAAUUCUACAAUUAAAAGAUGUUUUCAGUAUUUCAAACAAUUUGAA
Messenger RNA from Corvus hawaiiensis (hawaiian crow), 4857 nucleotides. It is a transcript of the gene CADPS2, whose product is annotated as calcium dependent secretion activator 2. The record is from RefSeq and is a predicted model, not a curated record. The transcript is spliced from 32 exons. Gene Ontology annotation, cellular component: glutamatergic synapse. Lineage: Eukaryota; Metazoa; Chordata; Aves; Passeriformes; Corvidae. Gene Ontology annotation, biological process: synaptic vesicle exocytosis; positive regulation of exocytosis; dense core granule exocytosis. The coding region runs from base 129 to 4067 and encodes 1312 amino acids.